Molecule: messenger RNA, 3062 nt
Organism: Callorhinchus milii (elephant shark)
Lineage: Eukaryota; Metazoa; Chordata; Chondrichthyes; Chimaeriformes; Callorhinchidae
Gene: apmap
Product: adipocyte plasma membrane associated protein
Biological process (GO): biosynthetic process
Molecular function (GO): strictosidine synthase activity
Source: RefSeq, a predicted model, not a curated record
GGCGGGGCUGUGGGCAGGGGGCGGGGCUGUCAGGAGGGCAGUCAGUGAGAGCGAGUGCCGGUUGGGGAUGAACGAGGUGGAGGGGCUGCGGCACCGCCGCCUGGACCAGCCCCGGGUCAUCAACGACGAGACUCCAGACACCGAGAGCAAACACGGCAGUACUGAUAGUGGGAAGGUGUUCCGAAUAACUCUGACCACUUUGGCUGUGACCAUUCUGACGCCGUUUCUGGGGGCAUCCCUGCUUCUGCAGUGUCCGAUAAACCCUCUGCCUCUCAGCUACAAAGAACCUCCACUGUUGACUGGGGCUUUGGAACCAAACCUUAAGCUAAGGGAAUCAGAGCGUCUUUUUGAAGGCCAGCUGGUUGGACCAGAAUCUAUUGCACACUUUGGAGAUGUGAUGUUCACUGGCACGGCCGAUGGCCAGAUUCUGAAAAUCCAAGAUGGGCAGAUCUACUCUGUGGCGAGGAUAGGCAAGCUGCCUUGUGGUACAAGAGAAGAUGAACCAACCUGCGGAAGACCUCUGGGUAUUCGGGUCGGCCCCAAUGGGACCCUCUAUGUUGCUGAUGCUUAUUAUGGGAUAUUUAAGGUUAAUCCACUCACAGGUGAAGUGGAGAUGCUGGUCUCUACCCAGAAGGUCAUUAAGGGCCGGAGGAUGGCUUUUGUGAACGAUCUCACCGUAACUCGUGAUGGAAGAAUGAUCUACUUCACAGAUUCCAGCAGCAAAUGGCAGAGAAGAGACAACCGCUACCUGGUGAUGGAGGGAACGGCUGACGGACGGUUGAUCGAAUAUGAUACAUUGACCAAACAAUUGGAGGUGCUCAUGGAUGAUCUGAGGUUCGCAAAUGGAGUCCAGCUUUCUCCAGCCGAGGACUACUUGUUGAUUUCGGAGACGACCAUGGCCAGAAUUAGAAGGUAUCAUACCUCGGGAUUGAGGAAGGGUGGCCAGGACAUAUUUUUUGACAAUUUGCCUGGCUUUCCUGACAAUAUUCGGCCGAGCAGCUCUGGAGGCUAUUGGGUGGGUAUGGCAAUUCUUCGCCCGAAUCCUGGCUUUUCUAUGGUGGAUUUCCUUGCUCCACGACCAUGGCUUAAGAAACUGAUUUUUAAGCUGUUCAGUCAGGUGACCAUGAAGUUUGUGCCCAAGUACGGCCUGGUGCUGGAGCUGGACGAAGAUGGCUCCGUGCGGCGAAGCCUCCACGACCCGCAUGGCGUUGUGGUGCCCUCUGUCAGCGAGGCCCACGAACACGAAGGGUACCUUUACCUGGGCUCUUACCAUGCUCCCUUCCUUUGCAGGCUGGACUUGAACAAGGUUUGACAUCGCUGCAGAGAGACGAGAGUGUUUCCCUUCCCCCUCCCCCUCCCAAAAUUCCUAGGUGAGCCCAGCUGAGAACAUCUGCAAAAUGCAGAAGCAGCACGUUUGGAAAGCUGAGGAACCUGACUUGCUGAAGGACCUUUCUUUAAUUCCUGCCUCCCAACCCGUUCAGCUUGGCCACCCCUCACCCCAAUCCCUGUUGAAAACGUGUGAAUGUUUAGGAAUAAUUGGCGUGUGUUCUCUGGAAAGCUCCAUGUUCCCCUGCAGGGAUUAUAACUUCAAAUAUGCUGAAGGGCUUGUGAUUCUGUCGAUUGUAAUUUCAAUUCCCUGCCUUGGGACAUGGAUAAGAAACAGAGAAACUCAUCUGCUGUAAUGUAUUACAAUUACAAUAUCCUGAUACUGUAGUUAUAACAUAGUAUACAAAUCCUGUGUGAUAUCAAUCCAAACCGUGCUGUUUUAGUUGCUGGGUGCCUGAUUCAGGGACACCCACCCACCCACAAAAUCAGACAAUUCACUUACAGUGUGAAGCGCUUUGAGAUGUCUCAUCCACAUAAAACGUCAUAUCAAAUGCAAGAAUUAUUAUCUUUAAGAGCAGUAUUCCCACAUCCUGAAUGGAGUAUUCCUCCAAUCUGAAUCCAGACUGUGCAAAUCAAACCUUCAAAUCUUGAAAAUAAAAGUUAAAAGGUUAAGAAGUUUGUUGAACUAGCCUUGAUGCUUUAAACACUGUAAAACGAUGAUGUGAUACAUAUCACACUUAGUGAGUUAAAGCUGCAAACGCACUGCAUUACCACAAUACUUAAUGGUAGGGGGGCUUAGCUUAUUUAUUUGUGGCAAUUCAAUGCUGUUAAUUAUUGACUAACUGCAUUUAUUAACAAUGUGAUAAUUAUGUCACAUUUUUCAAUCUUUUAUUGUAGAAUAAAAUUGUCCGCUGUCCUGGUCAGUGGGAGUUCUGCACACAUGUAGAGUCCCCUUUGAUUGCACUCAGUCCUGAGUGAGUGAUUUGAAGCUGAGUUUUUUCUAGUUGUGUCUCGCCCCACUGGAGGCUGCAUAUCAUAUUGGGUGGGGCCUCUCGUGCAAUUUUGAAGCAAGUUGCACAAAUUUUAAAGAGUGCACUUGGAACCUCACCUCCAAUAUGUUUCACUUACAGAGUUGUUCCCAUGGGUCAGAAGGAAAAUUAAUAGGAUUCUAUUUUUUUUGGAACAACAACUUGCAUUUAUGUAGCGUUCUCAUGAAGGGUAGCCUCCCAGAGCGCUUAAGGAGUAAAGGAAUCCUGUUAACAAAUGCCGUGAAUUAAACCCAUUCUCUGCCUCGUCAGAAUAAGGGUAAAAUGUGAAGAUCACACUUCAUUUCCCCUCUCCUAACCUCAAGUUAGUGUAUUUGACUGGGUAAGAAGGAUAUGCAGGCAUUGGAAGCAUUGAUUUUUGUUCCAGAUGGUGACCGCAGUAUUGGCUAGUGCGUCAAUUUGGCAUUGUCACUAUUGUAGUAUUUAAUGCUCCAUAUUGCACAGUUAGUGCUGUCUUUACUGUAAUGUACAACACAUUGCUUCUACCCUUCCAACUUGGGAGUAAUGGAUACUGAGUGUCUGAAUAGAUCAGUGUGACAUAUCUGGCCCAGCCUUCAAUUUCCCUCACCUUAAUGACCACAAAAAAGCUUAACUUUCUUCUGUUUGUUUUCAAAAAUAAAAAUUCUGAGAAUCUGCACUGAAUGAGAUUUCUAGCUUUGCUGUGCACUGAAAAAUAAAUGAAUAAGUGUG